GGCCAGAUCUCUGCGAUCCCGGGUGCAGGCGUCAGAGACCACGACAUCCAGAAGCUCCGUCCCAGCACCUGGCUGAACGAUGAAGUCAUCAAUUUCUACAUGAGACUCAUUCAACUUCGGAGCGACCUGGCGGUGACAAGACGAAAAGAGCAGAGCAAGAAGUGGCGAGCAUUCUGGGACGUGCACAUCUUCAACUCAUAUUUCUGGCAAAAGUUCAGCUCGCAAGGCUAUGCGGGCGUAUCGAAGUGGACAAGGAGGGUAGACAUCUUCAAGAAGGAUCUCGUCCUCAUCCCGAUCAACAUGAACGAUACGCACUGGAUCUGCGCCGCCAUCAAUCUUCGUCGGCGGAGGUUCGAGCUCUAUGACUCGAUGGCCACAUCACACGCGACUGGCUCCACCUUCUUCCGCAAGCUCAGGCAAUACCUUGCUGCCGAAUACUGCGACAAGAAGGGAAAAUCUUCUGCGGACGAUCUCUUCCUCGACGAUUCGUGGACGGACCACUUUUCGGAAGAGAGCCCGCAGCAGGCGAACGGCAGCGAUUGCGGCGUCUUUGCGACAAUGACGCUCGAGCAACUCAGCAGACGCGAUCCAACAACGGGAGAUGCUGGGGAAGAUGAAGACGAGGAGUGGAACUUCAGUCAGGGCAACAUGCUCUAUCUUCGGCGGCGGAUGGUGUAUGAGAUCGCC
Molecule: messenger RNA, 687 nt
Organism: Acaromyces ingoldii
Lineage: Eukaryota; Fungi; Basidiomycota; Exobasidiomycetes; Exobasidiales; Cryptobasidiaceae
Product: cysteine proteinase
Exons: 3
Biological process (GO): protein desumoylation
Cellular component (GO): nucleus
Molecular function (GO): deSUMOylase activity
Source: RefSeq, a predicted model, not a curated record